CAAAUCUAAUACAUCAUCGAUAACAGCUACUAAUUCUAACGUACGGCGACCUGAGAGAGAAGGUAAUCAAUGGCGAUUGGGAUGACGAGCCUGGUGAGGAAGCUGCUGGUUUGCGGCUGCGGCGGCGGCGGCGCGGUGAGGAAUUUCCCGGAGGCGGAGACGGCCGCCGGGCUGCUUCCGGAGGGGCACAUCUGGGUCGUGGUGGGGACGGAGGGGGCGGCGGCGCGGCGGAUGGAGGUGGAGGCGAACUACCUGAACCACCGGCUGAUGGAGGACCUGCUCCGGCUGUCGGUGCCGGAGUUUGGGUACUCCUACGGCGGCGCGCUGCGCGUCGCCUGCGACGCCGACUUCUUCCUCUACCUCCUCGACCUGCUGCGGAGCAGCGACCCCGCCGUGCACUACAUGGACCUGAGCGACCUCAUGGCCACCUUCGCCGGCGCCGGCAGCAGAACAGAGUUCUUUCCAACUCAUCGGCCGCUGCAGCGCACUAUUAGCUAAUUCAAUUUAUCUAUUUUUUUUUGUUUAGUUAAUUACAUAAUAUUAAAUAUUUUCAAGUAAUUACUUGCAUUAAUUUCCCUUUAAGAUGGGAAAUUGAGCAUUAAUUAUUUUUUGCCCAUGAAUUAAUUAAGUUUGGGCACUAUAUAUAUACAACCAAUUUAAUGAAA
This is a messenger RNA of Zingiber officinale, 665 nucleotides long. RefSeq names its product auxin-responsive protein SAUR40-like. Gene Ontology annotation, biological process: response to auxin. The coding region runs from base 70 to 498 and encodes 142 amino acids. The record is from RefSeq and is a predicted model, not a curated record. The transcript has a single exon. NCBI's taxonomy places the organism in Eukaryota, Viridiplantae, Streptophyta, Magnoliopsida, Zingiberales, Zingiberaceae.